Theobroma umbraticum is the source of this 555-nucleotide messenger RNA. RefSeq lists its product as uncharacterized. The record is from RefSeq and is a predicted model, not a curated record. NCBI's taxonomy places the organism in Eukaryota, Viridiplantae, Streptophyta, Magnoliopsida, Malvales, Malvaceae.
AUGGGAAAAUGGAAAAUCUGCUGUGGAGUCACAGCGAUUUUGUUCAUCAUUGUCGCAGUGGUUUUCGUUAUCUUGACCUUCACCCUGUUUAAACCCAAAGACCCCAAAAUCACCCCUCAAUCUGUUACCCUGGAAAGCAUUGAUUUGGUGGUUUUCCCGGUGAUCAAGGGGAAUGUUUCAUUGGGAUUGGUGGUCACUGUUGACAAUCCAAAUUAUGGAGGCUUUAAGUACAUGAACAGCACUGCUUAUGUAAAUUAUCGUGGGAAUUUAGUCGCCGAAGCUCCAAUUGAAAGCGACUCGAUCCCUGCUCGAGCAAAGCAUAACAUUAGCACAACGGUGAUAGUCUUUGCAGACAAGUUGGCCACCGAUCCUAAUUUCCCGACAGAUUUUCUAAGUGGGGUUCUCAAUUUUACUUCGUCGACAAUCCUGCAUGGGAAAGUGAGGGUGUUAAACCUCCUUAAGUUGAAAGCUUCAAGUAGCAGCGGCUGCAACAUCUCUAUCUUGGUCCAAACCGAGAGCGUCGAUUCCGUUUGCAAAUCCAAAAUCAGGUUAUAA